UAAUUUUAUUCAAUUACCUUUAAAUUCAUAGAGUUGUAAUAAAAAAAUAAUAAAAUGACUCAAAAUCCAAUAAGUCUUCAAGUUUCAUUACCUGAAAUGCUUGAUUUGGCACUUGGCACUCCUGAGAUAGGAUCUCUAAACUUGAAUAUCCUUCACAACUUUCUGCAUGUACUCGUUCAUCAAGUAAAUUUGAUCAAUUUAAAAAUUGAGUAUCGCGGAGACGACGCAAACAGGAUAAAAACAAUUAUUUCGUCACUAAAAUCAGGACCGAGUAUUUAUCUACACGAGUAUAGUAUCACUGACAGCGCAGGUAAUGUUAUCAAACGAACCCAUGCUGCUGAAGCACCAGCUGUCGCUGCUGAAAUUUAUACGGUUGAUUCAAAAACAUCCGCAGACCUCGAAGGACCAAAUUCUAAUCUUGCUUCUUCUGCUUCUGAUGUCAAAGAGACGAAAGGAAUUAAACAAAGAAUAGGGGUUGGGGUUGAAGAUAGUCGUCAGUCGGUUAUUUUUGUAGAGCCUAUAAUGGACGGCGCUGUACCUAGUGCGUUAGGAUUUAAAAAAAUAAAUGAAACUGUUGAAAAACUUGAGAAACAGUUCCGAGCAUUAGAAGAAUUAGCAACUAAUCCUGAAAUAAUCGAGCGCAUUAAAACUAGUCGACCGGAUCCGUUAAAUGAUAUGUGGAGUAUGAUUAACAUUAACAAAAGGCUUGAUGCAAGUGAACAAGGAAUUAGUAAACUGAUGACAAUGUUACAAGAUAUAAUCAAAAGUGACGAACAGAGUACAUAUGUUUCUCUGAACGAGAAACAAGAUAGUGUUUCAAACAGUAUAAUUGAUAACUAUACUAACUCUAACGAUCGACUCACAAAAUUAGAAACGGAUCUAAUGAAUAUUGCCGACGAAAUGAUCAAGGUGAAAGAAAUGCUGGAUGUAAGGGAUCAACCUGAGUUACCUCAAGAGCAAAUAACAUUUUCAGAAGAAAUUCCGCUGAAUAUUAAAAAAGAAUUUUAUAGCGAUAGUGACGAUAUGUCGGGAUUGAUGAGAGACUCUGAAACGUACAGCGUCGAUAAUAACAAACUCCCUUCAUUGACAAGUCAAGCCGAUCAAGUAGAAACCCGGAAUGCAAAAGCAGAGAGAAAAUUUUCACCACAACUAAGUGCGGCAUCUGGAUUAGCGACUGCUGGCUCGGCAUCGGGAGAAGAUAAAGCCUUGAUGAAGUCAACUUUGAGUGAUAUCAGUUCAAAAAUUCCAUCUUCUCAUAGCAAACGCAGUUAUAUGAGCAGCUCUGUUCUUAAUGAGCUUAAACUUGAAAUGGCAGCCUUGAAGUCCGAAGUAGAACAAACGAAACAGGACAUUGAAGAACUUCGUCACGAAGUGACACAGUUAAGUGAUCCUUCAACGGAGCCUCUGCCAGAAAAAUCAAUCGAAACUGAAAGUAAUGUCAGGACGAGUAUCAAUGAAACAAAAUCUAGCAUUUCGAAAUCUUCUAAUAACAAGAGAAGUUCGUCUGGCAACAAAGAUCCAGUUGAUACGAAAUAUUCUUCAUCAUUCAUUGCCGUUGACGAAUCUUCGUCAAAAGCUAGCAACACGUCUCUUCCCGGCUCAAAAGAAAUCGGUAUUACCGACAGCCGUCUUACCAACGAAGAUAACAAACGCAAGAGCAAAUCAAUGGGCACCAUCAAAAGUUCGAGGGACUCUCACUCACAAAAUUGUGAUGAAGAUAUAAAAAAUCUUGCAUCUCUUAUUUUAGCUCUAGAACUGAAAAUUCAGACAAUUGAUGAUGAUAGAAAAAUUAACGAGUUGAGUCAUGCAGAUGGAAUCCAGGGUCUUGUUACGAAAAUACAAAAAAUUCAGAAUGAUAUUGAGGGUAUUAGACAAGUUGGCGAUAUACUUACGAAGGAAAAAGAAAAAAGCAAUAUUUUGAUCGAGCAAAUAGAUCUGUUGAAAAUUUUGAAAGCCGAUAAAGAAGAUCUUGAAGACGCAUUGACAGAUAAAGCGGAUAUUGAAAUUGUGAACAGCAAAGUUUCCAAUGAUCUUUUUGAUUCGACUAUUCACGAUUUGACUCAAAGCUUAGAAGCAAUAGAAUCAAAACUGACGGAACAAGAAAAUACAUGGAGCGACGCUUUAGAUACAAUUCAACAAAUUGUGGAUAAUAAACUCGAUAAAGUUGAAAUAUCGCCAAUUAUAGAUAAUAUUAAUGAUGAAUUCCAAGUUAUACAAAAAAAGUUCGAAGAUUUAGAAGAAGAGCGCCAGAAAAACGAAGCAGCUGGAACAAAAAAAAUUCUUAAUGAUGUUUUAUGUAUAUCUUGCAAUAAAAACGUUCUGAUGAGGAUGGAUCAAGGGCCAAUUUACAAAAAUAAGUUCAUUUCGCAUGAAAAUAAUAAUAAUAAACCUUUGAUGAGAUACAACUCCGAUAGAAUGAAAAAACAAUUAAAACAAUACCCGGAUAAAAAUAUUAAUCAGUUUACGGCUUUGAUGAAGGAUACGCGCUGGAAACGAAAUCAGAGAAAUAUAAGGGAGAAAUCUUCAAAGGAUCAUUUUUGCAAUAGAUAUUGUGGAGGAAGUCAUACUAUCACAACAGCACAGCAAAGAGUUAUGAGAGCAGAACCUUAUCCAUCGGAGUGGAGCCCAAAAAUUUUGAAUCCAGGAAUGUCGUUAUCACCCAGACCGAUUGUGUGCAAGCCAGAAAAAAAUGUCUGUUGUUCUGCGUUUAAUGAUCAGUUGGCAGCGAGUAAAGAUUUAUUAGGACGACAAGAUUCAAAUAAAAAUCAAUCGUUACUGAGAAAGGGCUAA
Messenger RNA from Cotesia glomerata, 2790 nucleotides. RefSeq lists its product as uncharacterized. The record is from RefSeq and is a predicted model, not a curated record. The coding region runs from base 55 to 2790 and encodes 911 amino acids. The transcript has 10 exons. NCBI's taxonomy places the organism in Eukaryota, Metazoa, Arthropoda, Insecta, Hymenoptera, Braconidae.